This is a messenger RNA of Linum tenue, 4049 nucleotides long. NCBI's taxonomy places the organism in Eukaryota, Viridiplantae, Streptophyta, Magnoliopsida, Malpighiales, Linaceae. The record is from the annotation of a GenBank genome assembly.
AUCCGGGGCUCCAACGAAAGCGAGAGUCGGGUCCUAUAAAUCAACCCGGCGCCAGCAAUUGAAACUCCUUUAGCCCUAGCGCGAAACAACCAGUCCCUCUUCCAUCGACACAAUUUCUGCGGUUCUUUUCAGAGCUCGCCUUCUUCGGCGUCCGAAUCUCCCCAGUUCCUGCGCUCUUGCUUAGUCUCCAUAUCCAGUGCCGGCAUUCCGAGUUGUUGGCGGUUCAUGUGCGAGGUCUCCUACUGAAUCGAGGAGUUAAAGAAAAUGGAUUUUGACGAGUAUGAUUACUUGGAGAAGACUGUUGAAAACCCUGAGCCUGAAAAGGCGAACGAAACUGCUAAUGGAAGUGAGACGGUCAAAUCUAAAGAGAAGGAUCGUAGUCGGGGUUCGAAGCACAAAAGUGAUGAGAGGGAGGAAGACGGCGAUGAUGAUGAAAACCACCGCUCAAAGCGAUCAAAAUCAAGAGAUGAUACACGUGAUCAUGAUCGUCAUAGAGAAAGGGGUUCAUCCCAACACCGGUCUGGAUCUAGAGAUAGAGAGAGGGAUCGCCACAGGAGUAGCCGUGAAAGCAGAGAUAAGGAGAAGGGCAGGGAUAGGGAGGAACGGAAUGGGAAGGAUAGGGAUCGAGAUCGUGACAGGAAGGAACGUGACAGGGAAAGGGAGAAGGAAAAGGAGAGUGAAAAGGAGCGAUCACAUCGAAGUGGGAGUCGAUCAGAAAGAGAGAAGAGUAAGGACAGAGAGCCUAUAGAAAGGGAAAGGGAGCGAGGUGGUUUUAAAGAACGAGAAAGAGAACCUAGGUAAGCUGUUCAUCAGUUGGGUGGAAAAUUGGCCAAUGACAUUUCUUUCAAGACCAUCCUCCAUUAACUGCAGCUUUUUAACGGUUAUGUGCUUUUGGGUGCCUUUCACGAUGGAAAUAUUUGUAUAGUGCAACUUGAUUUUGUACAUUGCUAGUUAUCAUCUUUGAAGUUUAAAAGAAAUCCUUGCUGUGUGAACCAACAUCUCACUAGGAUAUGGCCAUUAGUAUUUUUUGAAUUGCUACAUUAUCUUCCAUAGACUUUGGCUACAACCCUCUGUGUGUAUGCCCUGCAUUUCAAUGGGUUGGAGGUUCUUAAUAAUCCUUUAAGAUUUAGAGGACUGCAGGAAAAUGGUUUGCAUGUUGGAUGCUGAAGAGGAUCAUUUGGAAACAUAAUUACUUCUGAUGUCCUUGUACCUGCAAAAUCGAUAGGUCUACUCUCGAGAAGUAGAUUAUGAGCCAGGAUAAUGGCUUACCUUGCACUUAUCAGUCGUUUUGUCGAUUGCCCACUGUAAACGAUUCCUGGGGCCUGCGCCUAUUUCUUGGCCCAGCUAGAUGUUGUAUUGAUGGGAUGAUGGUCUGUGUCAGGAUUCUGUGUCUUUGUGUUAGGUGCUCUAAGUAAUAAAUAUGUUUGUCUCUACAUCUCUCACUAGCAACUCUCAUGUUUCUUGUGCUCUUAAGUGCUAUGAAAAUUCUGAAUAUUGAACUCUAGAUUCUGGGAAUCGCAGAUAUGCUAGAGCAAUCUUCAGAUGGUCAUCCUGGCAAUUGGGCCAGGCACAGGAACUCAGGGCAUGUGUUUUAAAUGUCUCUCCUAGACUGUCUCGAAAGAUUAAAAUGCUUGCAUUGCAAGACUGAGAGUUAUUGGAGGUUUCUACCAGGGUGAUGAUGCCAUGUAAUGUUUUCCAUUAUCAUCCUUGUGGAAACUGAGAUGCCUUACUAUAUUUGUUCUGUUGCAGAAUGCUGGUGAGGGAGUUAUGGGCUUUGCUUAAGACAAACAAUUCAUCUUCUGAUGCUUGUGGAAAUUCUGUGUUGAGUGGGCUGCAAAAAUGGCCUAAAACUUUCUUCUGCAGGAUAGAUAACAGAAAAAAAUUAAGCUUUGUUGUUAUAGGUUGUAGAUGCCAAUGGUCUUGCACGUGUCUGUUCCCUACUCUCAUGGUUUUGUACUGCUUGAUACAUCUUGCACUUACUCUCUUUGGUCUCAUCUUUUUUCUCAGUCAUCAUUUGUUCAUUUCUCGAUCCCCUUUAAAACUUGAUAAUCCAUUUAAGUGCCCUGGAAAUGUUUCCAACUAUUUUCAUGCUGGUUCUGGACUUCAUUUUUUCCUUUUUACAGUUUUGUUCGAUCUCAGAUUUUAUGCACACAUGAUUUGCAUGUGAACUGUUAGUUUGUUUACUAUAACCUCUUUGUUCUGUCUGAGUAAUGGGGUUUUUUUUUUUUUGUUAUUUCGAUAUCUCUACUACUCUCGAUACAAGUUAUUAACAGUUUUCAAACCAAUGCAAUUAGGUCCUUUGGUAUGCCAAUUUGCCAUUCAUACAACUUGAUGGUGCUCUGUCCCUAUAAGAUUAUGUUAUUAUAGAAGAAGGAAGAAGGAGGAUGGUACUGAGCCGGAGGCUGAUCCUGAGCGUGAUCAAAGGACUGUAUUUGCUUAUCAGAUAUGUUUGAAGGCUGAUGAAAGGGAUGUGUAUGAGUUCUUUUCAAGGGCUGGAAAGGUACGGGAUGUUCGUCUCAUCAUGGAUCGGAAUUCAAGGCGGUCUAAGGGAGUCGGGUACAUUGAAUUCUAUGAUGUGAUGUCAGUUCCUAUGGCAAUUGCACUGUCCGGCCAGCCUCUUCGCGGUGUACCUGUGAUGGUAAAACCCUCUGAAGCUGAAAAGAAUCUUGUUCAGUCGACCGCAGCUGCUGUUGUCGGACCUGGUGGAGGGUUAGCUCCUUAUUCAGGAGGGGCUAGAAGGUUGUAUGUUGGCAACCUCCACUUCAACAUAACAGAAGAUCAACUUCGUCAGGUUUUUGAACCAUUUGGUGCUGUAGAGUUGGUUCAACUGCCCGUUGAUGAAACUGGACAUUGCAAAGGCUUUGGUUUUGUUCAGUUUGCACGUCUUGAGGAUGCUAGAAAUGCCCUUAAUUUGAAUGGGCAAGUGGAGAUUGCCGGUCGCCCUAUAAAGGUGUCAUCUGUCACUGAUCAAACUGGUCAAGAGGGUGGGACAAAUGCUGCUGAUUUCGAUGAUGAUGAGGGUGGUGGUUUGGCACUAAAUGCACGUUCUCGGGUAAUGUUGAUGCAGAAGUUAGAUAGGAGUGGCACUGCUACAAGGUUUAUAUUCAUUGGUGGGAAUCCAGCCGUCGGUACUGGGAUGACAUUACCUGCUGCGCCCGCAUUGGGGCCUGGUGUGAUCCCUCAGACUAUUGCUUCUCUCCUACCACCUGGGCUACCUGGCGCGGGUCUUCAAAUCCCUGGUGCUGGAAUUCCUACAAUCGAUACAAUUGGUGUUCCUAGUGAAUGUUUGUUACUAAAGAAUAUGUUUGAUCCCCAGUCGGAGACGGAGCCAGACUUUGAUUUAGAUAUCAAAGACGAUGUUCAAGAGGAAUGCUCGAAGUUCGGAACCUUAAACCAUAUCUUUGUGGACAAGAAUACCAUGGGAUUUGUGUAUCUACGCUUUGACAACACACAGGCUGCAAUGAAUGCACAGCGUGCACUCCAUGGAAGGUGGUUUGCUGGGAAGAUGAUCACUGCGACAUACAUGGUGCCUCAGAUGUACCAGCAGAAGUUCCCUGACAGCAUCAGGUAGGACAUUGCGUCUUAGCCUGGCUUGUGGAACACCAACAGGUAGCUUGAAGCUCAUGGGUUCAAUCUUAAUGGUCACUGAUCGACAGAAUCCGCGGCACUGAUAUGCCCCAAUAUCGAUCGGUGGUGCAGGAUGGGUUGCUUGGGGUUGUUCGGUUUUGAGAACUGGGUGAGGGUUGAUGAUGGUUUUCGGGUUUAUUAUAGGAAUUGCUGCAUAGUGAGGAGGUGGUAUGAAGCAAUAGCUGCCUACUGCAACCAGAGAUUUGUUUUGAUGUUGUAGGAUUUUAUGUGUAUUUGAGUUAUUAGAAUCCAUCUUGUACAAGAGUAUUCUUUUUGGCAUUGUCCCAGCUCCCAAGUUUACCUGUUACGAGCUGCUAUCUUUCGUUUUGUAAUGUUCAAGACCUUCUGCAAAUUUGUCAAUCUUUCAAUAGCGGCGUGUAACCUGAAAUACACCUCUAAUCUCCGGUUUCAACUACUCGAAA